AUGAGAAGAGACAGAUGCAACUUCAAGCUCUAUAAAGAGGUUGAUAAUAAUAAAUGCGAAAAUGAGAAAAUUGGAAGUUCUUCUCAUACAGACUGGGGAUUUUUGACUUUAGUAUUACAAUCGGAUGAUUCACAG
Messenger RNA from Funneliformis geosporum, 135 nucleotides. The record is from the annotation of a GenBank genome assembly. Lineage: Eukaryota; Fungi; Glomeromycota; Glomeromycetes; Glomerales; Glomeraceae.